Molecule: messenger RNA, 988 nt
Organism: Drosophila subpulchrella
Lineage: Eukaryota; Metazoa; Arthropoda; Insecta; Diptera; Drosophilidae
Product: serine protease grass
Exons: 4
Coding region: 65-901 (278 amino acids)
Biological process (GO): proteolysis
Molecular function (GO): serine-type endopeptidase activity
Source: RefSeq, a predicted model, not a curated record
AAUCUCAUUUAAUGAGAAUCGCCAACUGCAAAGAGUUCAGUAACCACGAAUUCCGUCACGCGAAAUGAGGUCUUUUUCGGCUGGGAUCUUCAUUGUCGUUGCCCUGAUUCUGCAGGAGCAGGUGGUGGCCUACUACUUCCUGAAUCCGACCUGUGGGAUUUCCUAUGAGUCCAAUGUGUCGAUUAGAAUAGUGCGCGGAAAAGAGGCUAUAAUAAAAUCGGCCCCGUUUAUGGCAUACUUGUACUAUAACUCGGAACUGUAUUGUGGCGGAACAAUCAUUACCCAAAGAUACGUUUUAACGGCCGCUCAUUGCAUGAGAUCCUAUCUCAAAGUGCGUCUGGGAGAACACGAUAUUACAAGAGAUCCCGACUGUCAGGGGACUAAUUGCGCUCCCCCCGUCGAGGAGUUCGAUAUUUUGACGGCCACAAAGCACAGAUCUUUCAGUCGGACCCUAGCCAACGACAUUGCUCUCCUCAAACUGAGUAGAAAUAUUAUUUUCAAUGUCCACAUCCAGCCGAUCUGCCUGCUCCUUAAUCCGGCGGCUACGCCCAAUGUGAAUGAGUACCAGGCCUUCGGGUGGGGCGAAACCGCCAGCAAUCGUUCAUCCAAUGUGCUCCAGACUACCAAACUAUCCCGCUACGACAACAACUACUGCCGAAUGGUGCUCCCUAUGCCAAUCACCCAUAACCAGAUUUGUGUCGGCUUCCAGGGUUCGGACACCUGUUCCGGCGACUCCGGUGGACCUCUGGUGGUCAAGGUGAAUUACGAUGGUGUUAUCCGCAACCUGCAGCUGGGCAUCGUGAGCUUUGGCGAAGAUAAGUGUAGAAGUCCGGGUGUCUAUACAUUUGUGCCGAAUUACAUUGAAUGGAUCAGACAGGUUAUUCAGAGAUAUGGUUAUUAAUCAUUAAUUUUUAUUAUUGAUUAUGGUAAGGUCCUUUCAAAUCUUAAUUUAUUAUACUGCAUGCCAAUAAACCGAAGGCGAGAAAUA